Messenger RNA from Verruconis gallopava, 2769 nucleotides. RefSeq lists its product as uncharacterized. Gene Ontology annotation, molecular function: fluconazole transmembrane transporter activity. NCBI's taxonomy places the organism in Eukaryota, Fungi, Ascomycota, Dothideomycetes, Venturiales, Sympoventuriaceae. Gene Ontology annotation, biological process: xenobiotic detoxification by transmembrane export across the plasma membrane. The coding region runs from base 612 to 2522 and encodes 636 amino acids. The record is from RefSeq and is a predicted model, not a curated record. The transcript has 2 exons.
CGUCACGCAUCAUGCGCUUACUUAUCCAGAGGCCAUGGGUUUGGCUCCGAAUUGGGCCAACGGGCGUUAAGCCCUGCAUAACGUAAAGCCAACCAUGGUUUGCCUCGAGCUGCGUUAUUCAGCACAUUAGAUCAGCCGCCUGCUUCAGCAUAUCCCAGUCCUCCGCCGUUAAGCCAGUCAGAUCUUCCGGCGAUCCCCGGUGCUCGGAGCAAUUGUUCAGUAAACAAGUCGAAUCUGAUUGGUUUGAAUAUUCCACGAGCUGGCAGUCAUGUAGCUUGGCUCUGCCUGGCGUUUGGAACCCUUGGAAAUGCAUUUCAAAGCUUCAGAGACUCUGCGUUAGGCUGACGAACAUGUCGGAUUUACAAAGCUUGGCCCGUAUACGGAUGGGGCCAUGCCGCCGUGGAUGAAUGAGGAUGAGAGAGGAGUCAGCACACGAUGGGAUAAAUAUCUACGAUAGCUACCCGCCAUAGGACUUGUACAGUACUUUUCUCUCGCCGUAAGCAAGUGUCAAUCAGUUGGCGGUCUCAUCGGCGAAGUUUGAUAUCGAAACAGCGGCGCCAUCAUAUCUACGCUGAGUUUAAAGCAUCCAGAGUGGCUUUUGAUCCCGAAUCAUGACGGAUCUGCUACGCGAUGCGCCCAUAGGGCAAAUAAUUCGAUGGGUCACUGGAAACAAAGUCCUCAGAUACCCCGAGGAAGACGAAUCAUGGACAUGUCCCAGCCAGUACACAGACACGACCUCAGAUCAUCUCGACCGGCAAAUGGAGGCACUUCGAGCAAUCAACGAGCGCGAGGCAGCGUCUGGACCAGCCGAGCUAGAGGACGAUAAGGAGAAACGUGAAGAGGUGGAAGAACCGCUGGAACGCUCUUCCAGCGACGCAACACGGGACGCACUACACGCCGAGCUCGCAAAGUUUGAGACGCAGCGCGAGGCGGAUCCGGAAGCGCACUUCGAGGGCAUCAGGGGGCCGACGACGACGCGAAGCCAGUUUUCGCGCGUUGCGACGAGACAGGCGCUGAGCAACUCGCACACGCGUGCAGAUCUCGAGGAAGCCUUCAGACAGGCCACACUCGAGCCAGGACCCAGCGUCGCCAUCGUACCCACCAAGCUGAGCGACGGCACUGUCCUGGUCGAUUGGUACACGUCCGACGAUCCGGCGAACCCGCAGAACUGGAGUCUGGGCAAGAGGCUCUUUGUGACCUUCCAGAUCUGCAUGUACACGACCGCGGUCUACAUGGCCUCAUCGAUCUACUCUCCUGCCACUACGUACGUCGCGGAGCGCUUCGGUGUCAACAUGCAACUUGCAAGCAUGGGUCUGAGCAUGUACGUUUUGGCGUACGGCCUCGGUCCAUUGAUCUUCGCGCCUCUUUCUGAAUUGCCCCUCGUUGGUCGGAACCCGCCAUACAUGGUCACCUUCGCACUCUUUGUCAUUCUCCUGAUCCCGGCAGCUGUCGUCGACAACUUCCCCGGUCUUAUCGUCCUCCGUUUCCUCCAGGGGUUUUUCGGAAGCCCAUGCUUGGCAACCGGUGGCGCUAGCCUGCAGGACAUGUUCUCCCUGAUCAAGGUUCCGUAUGUGCUCACUCUCUGGGCAUUCGCAGCUACUUGCGGACCGGCACUUGGGCCAGUCAUCUCCGGUUUCUCCAUCCCCGUGGAAGGUUGGCGCUGGUCCAUGUGGGAAAUCCUCUGGCUGGCGGGCCCCAUCUGGCUCCUUAUGUUCCUAUGCCUGCCAGAGACAUCCCCUUCGAACAUCCUCCUCCGCCGCGCCCAACGUCUUCGAAAGCGAACCGGUGAAACAAAGUUCCGAUCCCAGAGUGAGAUCGACCAGGCGAACUUGAAGCUCAACGACCUCUUUAUCGAGAGCCUAUGGCGCCCAAUUCAGCUCAUGCUCCUCGAUCCGUCAAUCGCAUUCACGGCCGUCUACACCAGCUUGAUCUAUGGGAUCUACUACAGCUUCUUCGAGGCUUUCCCCCUCGUGUACAUAACCAUGUACGGUUUCAACAUCGGCCAGAUGGGCUUGACCUUCCUGUCGAUCACCGUCGGUGUCAUGAUCGCCAUGACCAUGUACUGGUCGUACAUUUACUGGAUUGUUGAGCCAGACUUCCGAAAGAACGGGUUGGGCGCUCCAGAGAAGCGGCUCGUCCCGGCUCUUUUCGCCGCCUUUUUGUUGCCCGUCGGUCUUUUCAUCUUCGCAUGGGCAUCCAACCCUACCGUUCAUUGGAUAGGCUCCGUCAUCGGCAUCUCAGUCUUCACCAUCGGCAUCUUCAUCGUGAUCCAGUGCAUCUUCGUCUACCUACCUCUCUCAUACCCUCAGUACGCAGCGAGUCUGUUCGCGGGCAACGACUUUGCCCGUUCGACUCUCGCGACGGGCGCCAUCCACUUUUCGAGCCCGCUGUUCCACAAUCUAGGCGUCGAUCGCGGCGUCACUCUCCUCGGUGGUCUGACCGCAGGUUGCAUCCUUGGUGUAUUCACUCUCUACUUUUACGGAAGCAAGCUGAGGGCCAGAAGCCGAUUUGCGGCCAAGUAGGGCUCGUGCGCCCGACAACAUGUGAUCAUGACCCUCACGAAUACUGGCAGCUCUCUCCACUUUGGAUCACGAAUUAGAAAAAAGCUUACGACCUGUACUAAUUAAUUGGAUGAAUGAAAAUUUUUGCUCUCGACACGGUUCGAUCCCUUGUAGCAUAGCAAAAUGUUGCGAGCUCUAUACUUUUGUUAGACGAUGAAGCACCUUUCAGCCGUAGUGUAAUAUUGCAACAAUAGCAUCUGAUCCCUCG